Racocetra fulgida is the source of this 458-nucleotide messenger RNA. Lineage: Eukaryota; Fungi; Glomeromycota; Glomeromycetes; Diversisporales; Gigasporaceae. The record is from the annotation of a GenBank genome assembly.
AAAUCACAAAAAUCCAACGAAUAGAAAGAUUUAUAACAGGUUAUGACAAUACUGGCGAUGCAAACAUAUUAAUAUUCGAUGAUCAAAGUGACUUUAAUACUGAUGACUUAACUUUUUUAAGCCCAUAUAAUAUUAUGCGUUCAGGACUACAUAAUACAAAUUUUGUCGAUAAUGCCAUGCUUUAUUUAUAUUUAAAAAAUAAAUUUAAUAAAAAAAAACCAUCGUACUUUCAAAAAAAGGCUGAAAUCCUAGAUUAUAAUCAAGAUGAACAAACCCGAUUCUCCAACUCAAAAAAUGAUUUUUUCUCGAACAAUGUUGAUUAUUCAGUCCUUGACUCUUUUUUACAAAUCUUUGGCUAUGCUUUUUCUGAAGAGAAUAUCAGCGAAGCAAUUGAACAACUUCGAAAUGGAAAGGAAACAAAUGAAAAUGAUGGUGUGAUUGCUAAAUUUAAAGAUUGG